AUGUCUAGGAAAAAAAUUCAAGAUGAUGAUAUUUCCAUCCACAUUCCUGAUGGAGCCGAUUUUAAAAAUUUAUUGAAACUGUUUCAGAAAUUAGUGGACCAGACAGUUGCUCAGAAAAGGGAUGAAAGAUUAGGCUUGUAUAUAAAAGAUGCUGACGAAAUGGAUUACGAUAAAUUCUUUGCUGAAGUCCAGAAGCUGUUUGGUACAGAUGUGAAAUCACAAGAUGUUAAAACCUUCUAUAGGAAGAUUAGCAACAAUCCUGAUGGGCGGACGGAAUGGUGCGAGAUCUUUGGAUAUUACAUACUGGAAGGUGAUGCUCUUGCUGCCCAGCUUGAUGAAGAAAAUAUGGUUUUCCUAGUGUCCAAAAAGCAGCGGAUUGCAAAAGCAGGAGUCAAGAGACGUGAUGUAAUAAAGUGCAUAGUGAAAGUACCACAGCUGGAUUUUUUAGUAACAGCAUCACAGAAAGGGAUGCUGUCCGUUUUCUCCAGCCAGAUGAGGAUCCUGACAAGCACAAGCAUUCCUGACACCUCCUGGAUCACUGGAUGUGAUUACCUGAGUCAGCUCAAGCGUGUUGUUGCUGUGACGGAAAGAACCAUUAUCAUCUGGGAUUAUAAAACACCGGGCACUGCCAUAGACAAUUGUUUUAUCAUCAAACCCGUGGAGCACUGUGUUAUUUGUGUUUGUGCCGUUCAGCGACCAGCAGAACUACUAGUGAAGGAUGACAUCUUACUGGGGGAUGACGGGGGAUACGUAAACAUGUAUACCAUGACCAGCGAUGACUUCGGACUAAAGCAAUCUAAAGCUAAAAAGAAAGCACAGGUUAUGGUUAUUGAUUCUAAGAAAUUCAAAAGCAUCAGACGCAAGCUACAUGAGGACUGGGUUGUGAAAGUCAAAUACAUUCCAGCCUUGAAUUGUUUUGGAUCCUGUUCUUUGGACAGUGUUCAUUCUUUGGUUUUGGAUGACCUGAGAAGACUCGAAGACAACAUGCCUGUCAGGGAGUUCUCAGUACCAAGGGGAGUUAACGCUUUCACAUACUGUGGAAAAGCCAAUAUUGUUGUUACUGGGGGAGAUGAUAAAAUUCUUCGUUUGUGGCAUCCUAACAUCAAUACUAAGCCAGUGGGGAAGCUGAUGGGACAUUUAUUUACCAUCACAGAGAUUGUCACCAAUGAAAAGGACCAGCACAUUAUUAGCCUUUCGACUGCAAAGAUUUUCAGAGUGUGGGAUAUCCAGACACUUUCACUGAUGCAGGUCUUCCACGAUUCCCAAGCAGGGCCUAGAGAGACACAAAUCUUUACUAUGGUAUUUGACAAUAACCAUGGCACACUUAUUACAGGAUCAGCUGUGAUUGAUAUUUAUCCUCUCACGCGAGUUAUACAAGACACAAAACAGGUUCCCCAGACGCAUGAGAGGAGCAUCAAUGUGCUGAUUUACAACAAAGUCUUUCACCAAAUUCUAACUAUCUGUUCUGAAUCAAUCGUAAAGGUCUGGGAACUGGAAACAGGCCAACAAAUAUACCAGAUAGAGGAUGCCCAUGGACCUAAUGUUGAGUUGACAUGUGCAGCAAUUGAUAAAAAUGGAUUCCACCUUGCCACUGGAGCAUGCGAUGGAACUGUGAAGACUUGGGAUUUUGGAAGUGGACAGCAACUUAAAGUUUUGCCUUUAAUCAGGGAAAGCACAGUUAAUGAACACUGGCUGAUGCAAAUGGUUUACCUGAAGGCUAGUGGAAGUAGACAUGUCAUCCUGGUCUUGGAGUACAGUGGGACUAUCAAAAUUGUUCAGGGUAAUGAAGGUGAAGUUUAUCUGUGCAUUACUUGGGAGCUUCCUGAAGCAGUAUCAAUUGCUCUACAAGGCAAUCCACUCAUGUCCCUAAAACUGAGUCCCAAUGCCAAGAAAAGUAAUGGAUUCUUUCCAGAUGUUCAGCUGCUGCUUGAUAAGGUGCCUGUGAAAAAAUCAAAGACUGAGCUACCUCCGAAAACGGAAGUGAAAUGUUUUGACCUGCUAAGAGUGGAAGGUUACAAUUUGUUAGCUACCGCAAGUGCAAAUGGCGCAAUCAUCAUGUGGGAUUUUGAAUCUGCCACUGCCAGGCACAUAUUUAAAGCUGGAAAUACUGUCCAAGAAGAUGGAGAAGAAUUAUUAGGAAUCAACGGGUUACUGUUCCUCUACCGAGGUGCUGUCUCAGACAGGAAACUUAGUGUGGAUUCCACCGCAAGUUCAGACAUACUGAAUGAUGUCAACCCUACACAGGAGGUGGAAGACAGCUUUGCAAGCAUAAAGAAGGAAGAUGUUAAAAGAGAAACUGAUACCAAAACAGAAACUUCAGAUGCAAAGUUUACAUUGUCACCCACUUUGGAGAACAAAACAAUAGGAUCUUAUUUAUUAGAACCUCCAAAUCAGGAAACAGAACAUCAGUCAAUACCUAUACUUGCCUCUGGCCAUGAAGAUGGUUUUAUUUAUCUCUGGACUAUAACGGGAGAUCUACUGAGAGAAAUUUUGCCUUUCACAAAACAUCCUCCAAUUCCUUUGACAGCACUAUGCACUGGUGUAUCUUCUAAAACACUUUUUGCCGCUAAUAAAGAGGGGCAUGUUAUACGGUGGCAUAUUGGCUCCUUCUUAGAAGAUCCACAGGAUACCAACAAGCAUAUAAAGCAACAAAUUUGCUGGAGAGCUCAUUCUGCCAAAAUAGUCAGCUUGUUCUAUGAAGAAGAAAAAUCCCUUGUGGUGACUGCUGCUAGUGAUAGUUCUGUCAGGCUCUGGCAUGCACCCGAUGGACGCUACGUUGGUUACUUUGGUCAGCGCAGGUUGUUUGAACUUUUGGAAUCCACAGAUAUCAUUUUGCCCUGUGACGUGAAUGAAAUUCCCUUGACCAUAAGAGAUGACAGCAAAUAUAUGGAAAAAAAGCAGAAGUUUGAAUAUCCCUUGGUCCUUGAUAGAGAGAAAUGGAAGACUCUGACCAGAAGCUCCUUGUCAUUGAAAAAGCCUGGCCCUUUUGAAGUUGAUCAAGAUUUCAAGUUUUUCAAAGCCCUGGCUUCUCCUAUGAUUAACAAAUACCCCCUGGAAAGUUUCAAAUCUCGCAACAAGGACACUGGUGUUGUAUUUGGGUCUAUACCUAUAUACAGGGUUACAACUCCUCCGAAGAUUAAACCUAUUCCUACAAAGGAUCAGGAAGACUCAACAGACAGUAUUGGCAGGAGAAGCAGAAUUAAUUCCUAUUCACCAUCGCGUAUCACCGCUGCAAAAAUUGCAAAAGCUGCAAAAAACCUUCAGGCCCCUCCUUUUUAA
Zootoca vivipara (common lizard) is the source of this 3279-nucleotide messenger RNA. It is a transcript of the gene WDR64, whose product is annotated as WD repeat domain 64. The record is from RefSeq and is a predicted model, not a curated record. Lineage: Eukaryota; Metazoa; Chordata; Lepidosauria; Squamata; Lacertidae. Gene Ontology annotation, molecular function: protein binding.